Molecule: messenger RNA, 2840 nt
Organism: Fopius arisanus
Lineage: Eukaryota; Metazoa; Arthropoda; Insecta; Hymenoptera; Braconidae
Product: organic cation transporter-like protein
Exons: 8
Coding region: 257-2278 (673 amino acids)
Biological process (GO): transmembrane transport
Molecular function (GO): transmembrane transporter activity
Source: RefSeq, a predicted model, not a curated record
CACACCGUGUGUGGUUCCUCAGGCUGACAACUUCUCAGUUCAUUCGGUGUAGACUACCCUCAGUGGACAAGUGACUUCAACAGUACAACAGCAGUGCGAGCAAUCGGAUGCCGAUCGUCAUCGGUUGCUGGGAUAAUUGUUAAAAUAUCAAAAUAAUUUUCGAGUGACUUUGGAAAAUGUGAUUUUCCUCAAGUGGUGAAUUUUAUCUUCGUUUCAGUGAACGUUCUAGCAACAAGUGGAAUUAUACUGUAUUGAAAUGUCGAUUGAAGGGACCAGAGUGGGUUGCUUCCAAGUGCUCUUAUUAUUCCUACUCGCAAUAAAUUGUAUUAUUGUCGCAAUGAGCCAUGCAUUACCCGCAUUCCACAAUUAUACCCCUAGAUUCUACUGCGAGAGUUUGAAUGGGAGUAAUCGAAGGUACGGAUGCGCUCGAGGGGAGGAAGGGGGCAACUCAACGAUUGGCGAUGCCAUGGAAUUUUGCCAGACUGAGUAUAAAUUUGUGGCAGAUCGCGGGGAGGAGAGUGUGGUUACUGAUUGGGGUCUAGUUUGCGAGAGGAGUUACCUGAGGGACUUGGCUAAUAUUGUUUAUUACGUCGGGGUGUCUAUUGGUGCACUCGUCGCGGGUAUUACCGCCGAUAGAUUUGGAAGACUUCCGGUUCUAGCAAUUUGCCUGUAUGCGCAGGGGACCAUGGCAGUAGCAACAUACAUAGUUCAGAGUUAUCCAGUAUUUGUGGGUCUUCGGGGUCUCCAAGGGAUAUUCGCACAAGGAUUACACGCAUCGACAUACAUUCUCAUUCUCGAGUUGUUUCCAACAAAGUUUAGAACACUAGUGUUCACAGUGAUGGGAAUAGCCUGGGCACUGGGAUUAGAGCUCUUGGCUGGUCUCAGCUAUAUAAUCCUGGACUGGAGGAUUCUCCAAUUGGCCGUUUCCGUGCCCACAGCCAUUACCGUUCUCUAUGUUGGGAUUAUUCCUGAGUCACCGAGGUGGUUGAUGGCGAAAGGAAAAACCACCGAGGCUGACAUGGCACUUGAGAAUAUCACCAAAUACAACGCCUGCUGUUGUGGUAGCAAAGUGCGCAGAGAGAUUGUAACUGAUAACAGUGAGAACACCACACCUGUUACAUCCUCACGCAAAUCUCGGGUCUUCGAUGAUUCCAAAGACUUGAAUGAAAGCGAAGCUGUCAAUCUGCUGACGCCAACUAAUUCGGCGCAUCGUAACUCGAGAAGAAUAAGUUUACGUGCAAUUUCGGAGAAUCUGGAGAAACGAAUAUCGAAUUUAACACCGGAAGUGUCGGCUGAGGGGAAUAGUGGAGAGUUGGAGAUCGGAGAGCCGUCGACGUCUCACAGUAAUCGAAAUUCCAAGUUACUCCCUGAUGAUACAAUUGUCAGUGAAACUGGCAAUGUUGCGGGACCGAGUGAUCCUAUUUCGAUCGAAAUGGAUAUCAAACCUAUGGAGAAUCACGCGUCUGAAAAAAGGGUCAUCGAAGAUGACGAGACUGAAAAAUUAUCACAGUCGGAUUCUUACAGAUCGGCUAAUCUUCGCGUUGUAAAAUACAGCGGUGCCAUUGCAGUACAGUGGUACUCGACAUCACUGGCAAACGCAAUUGUAUUGAAAUCAACGCCAAAUUUAUUAGAAAAUCGACACAUAAAUUUCGCUGUUGGCGGUAUAAUAGAACUCGUUAUUUACCUAGUCAUCUAUUUUGUUUUGUCACGGCACGGAAGACGUUUACCACUGGGUAUUUUUCAGUCUCUCAACAGCGUGAUUUGCAUGGUGAUAGCCGGGCUGGUAUUUCUGCCUCGUCUAACGGCAUUUUGGAUUGGUGCACAAAGCAUUGCUAGAACGACAUUACUGCUGUUAGGUAGAGUAACGACAACGAGUACAGUGGGGACAGUUUAUUUGUACACAGUCGAGAUAUUCCCAACUGUGUUACGAGGCACCUGCUUAGGUGUUUUCACUGUUUUUGGCACGAUCGGUUAUAUCGGUGCACCAUACAUCAGCGCAGUGGGUCAUUGUGUCCCUAUGGGAGAAUUCAUGCUGGCGGCUAUUCUAUGUCUUGUUGCUGGCCUAGCUUGUCUAGUGAUGCCGGAAACUGUGAGCAAGGUACUACCUGACACUAUUAAGGAAACCGGGAGAUUAACCACUGGGAAGAAUAUUUGUGAUGCUAAUGGGCGGGAGGAUGCCGCUGCCGAGAGGGAACUUCUCAGGGAAAAAUUAUUCUCCGAAGAUUGGGUCGAUGCUGGUAAUGGAAUUAUUGUUAAUUUUACAGAGAAUAAGAAUUGAGGUGGCAGGAGUUGCUCUGAAUUACGCGAGUAUUGCAGUGACAUUCAUCAUACCUUGAGGAGCGAUUAGAUAGGUCUAAACAUGAAUAAUUUCUAAUUGUUUGUUCACGGGUAACUGAAAUAUUAAAAACAGUCCAAGUUUCUUUUUUGAUAAUUUCAACUUCCACAUGUUUAUAAAAAAAAUAUUUACAUAAAUUAUUCAUAAAUAUCUAAUCGUUCCGCAACGAAUGAUCACAACUCGGAAAUAAAUAGUAGUCCCCCCCCAAAGGAAUUGUAAUAUCCGUAUUGAGACCUGAUGUUUUGAUUCCGAAACGAAAUGAAUUUGUAAAUAUUUACGUUCUAAGCUAUUUGGUGAACUAAAAUAUUUUCUACUAUUUGUGCAUUGACAUUGUUUUCCCAAUUGUAGACUGAGUAGAGUUCACCACCAUGCGAUGAAGUUUAAUUUAUUCCCAUGAGAAAUCAUUUAUUGAAGCCUAGAGAUUAUACGUAUGAAUGCUAUUAUUGAUGUUGAAUGUAUUAUUUACGUGGAGGAAAUAAUAAAAAUUCUGAUAAAAUGAGAGACA